AUGGACACGUGGCCUGUCUCCCACCCGCCCGGCUCCGUACCCAACCCAAAACCUCCCCGCCCCCAUUCUUCUUCUUUCCUCCGCAAUCCACAUCGACCGAUUCCUCGCAUUGCCACUUCUUCUCGAGUUUCCGCACCAUUGCUAGCUACAAUCUCACCGCCCCCUUCUCCUCUCCCGAUGUCCAGCACCGUGUGCUCCAUGUGCGGCGACGUCGGCUUCCCGGACAAGCUCUUCCGCUGCGCCCGCUGCCGCUGCCGCUCCCAGCACUCGUACUGCACCAACUACUACGGCGAUGCGGCGCCGUCCGAGGCGGGCGCCGGCGUGUGCGACUGGUGCCUCAGCAACGAAGGCGCCCCCGCCGCGAGGAAGAACCCGUCGCCCAUGCAGCAGCGCGCCGCGGCAACCGGGAUGGGCUGCGGCAAGCUCAAGGUGGCCGGCGGCGGCGAGCAGGAGAGCGGCCGGAGAGGCCCCAAGGUGGCUGUCCGGAGGUACAAGCUCCUCAAGGACGUCUUGUGCUGA
Molecule: messenger RNA, 519 nt
Organism: Lolium rigidum
Lineage: Eukaryota; Viridiplantae; Streptophyta; Magnoliopsida; Poales; Poaceae
Exons: 3
Coding region: 1-519 (172 amino acids)
Source: RefSeq, a predicted model, not a curated record